CUCACUUGUUUUGCAUUCAACUUGUGGUAGUCGCGUAGCCGAUGCACGUGUUGUUAUUUUUUUUGCAACGCAUUUAAUAAAUAGUUUGCCAAAACAGAAAAUACUUGAGGAAUAGGCACAAUGGGUCGUCAAAAUCGCUCGCGCAAACGUCGCGAUGAAAUGAACAAAAUCAAAAAGGAGCGCUACGAUGCCAAGGAGUUAAUACGCCUCAAGAAGACGCUGGGACUCUUGGAUGCAGAUGGCAAGGAAAUCAAGAUGGAAAUUGCCGAAGUGGCUGAAAUCAAGACAGCCAAGGACAUUAAACGGGAUGCCAAAUCGAAGGAAGAGCGUGAAUUGAUGUUUGAGCAUCAAGAGAGUCUCGAAAAGGGCAAGAGAAUUGUGCAAGUCAAUGAGAAUACAGGCGUUGAGCACGUUUUUAAUACCAAAACACUCAAGGAUCAAUUUGGUAACUACCCAGCAUGGUUCAAGAAGAAGAAGACUGCCAAGCGUCUACGCAAGAAGCAGCACGCACAAAAGAAGAACUUCAAGCAGGCCUGGACAACGGUUAAUGUGCCGCUGUAGAAAGAACUUUUACUUCACUAGUUGUUAAGCAUAAAUCUAGCAUAGACUUGUUAGCAAUAUAGUACUUUUUAUUGCGCAUUAAAGCCUUAAAAUUAUACACAAA
Messenger RNA from Drosophila albomicans, 664 nucleotides. RefSeq names its product protein LLP homolog. Gene Ontology annotation, biological process: dendrite extension. NCBI's taxonomy places the organism in Eukaryota, Metazoa, Arthropoda, Insecta, Diptera, Drosophilidae. Gene Ontology annotation, molecular function: RNA binding. The transcript is spliced from 2 exons. The record is from RefSeq and is a predicted model, not a curated record. Bases 121 to 561 code for a protein of 146 amino acids. Gene Ontology annotation, cellular component: nucleolus.